GGCUGUGGUACGACUGCAGGUUAUACGACCAAGUCGCCGCGUAUAGUCCACUCCAGUGAAAGGAAAAAUAUUUCAAAACAUUGGAAGUCGUUAAGAAAUGAGAUAAAAUUUUAAUUUGUUAUUUAUUUCGUAAAUUAAAUAUUUAAAAUUUUUGAAUAAGUUAUUCAUAGAAGUAUGGAGAGUUUCGCAUCGCAAUCCGCCUUCGGGCCACACUUUGCGGCUCUAUCCAAUGGGUCCGUCACAGAUAAGGUUACACCCGACAUGGCACAUUUAAUUCAUCCAUACUGGAAUCAAUUUCCAGCUAUGGAUCCCAUUUGGGCUAAAAUUUUAACUUUCUAUAUGAUCUGUAUUGGUUUUAUUUCAUGGUGUGGAAAUGGCGUGGUGCUCUAUAUUUUUUCAACAACAAAAUCCCUACGCACUCCUGCAAACCUUUUGGUUAUCAAUUUGGCAAUAUCCGAUUUUGGUAUUAUGAUUACAAAUACGCCAAUGAUGGGAAUUAAUUUGUACUUCGAGACCUGGGUGCUUGGUCCUAUGAUGUGCGAUAUUUAUGCUGCCUUAGGCUCUGCCUUUGGUUGCAGUUCAAUUUGGUCGAUGACAAUGAUCGCACUUGAUCGUUACCAAGUUAUUGUUAAGGGUGUUGCGGGUCGGCCAAUGACUAUAAAAUUAGCUUUAAUGAAGAUUGCAUUCAUUUGGGCGAUGGGUAGCAUAUGGACUCUAGCCCCUGUGUUUGGCUGGAGUAGGUAAGUAAUAAUACCUAAAUAACAUGUCAAGAAUAU
Molecule: messenger RNA, 776 nt
Organism: Teleopsis dalmanni
Lineage: Eukaryota; Metazoa; Arthropoda; Insecta; Diptera; Diopsidae
Gene: ninaE
Product: opsin Rh1
Exons: 3
Coding region: 175-744 (189 amino acids)
Biological process (GO): G protein-coupled receptor signaling pathway; phototransduction
Cellular component (GO): membrane
Molecular function (GO): G protein-coupled receptor activity
Source: RefSeq, a predicted model, not a curated record